Messenger RNA from Pimephales promelas (fathead minnow), 5377 nucleotides. RefSeq names its product matrix metallopeptidase 16a (membrane-inserted) (gene mmp16a). Gene Ontology annotation, molecular function: metalloendopeptidase activity; zinc ion binding. Gene Ontology annotation, biological process: extracellular matrix organization; skeletal system development; proteolysis. NCBI's taxonomy places the organism in Eukaryota, Metazoa, Chordata, Actinopteri, Cypriniformes, Leuciscidae. Gene Ontology annotation, cellular component: plasma membrane; extracellular matrix. The record is from RefSeq and is a predicted model, not a curated record.
CAGGCUGAUGUUCGGAGACUGAACUUCCGUGUGAAGGUUAGCAGGUGAUUGAUGGAUGGAGCUCAGGUAGCGGGUAAAUGGCAGGAUUCCGUGACGUUGCUCUCCGUGGGUUCUCCGCUGAGGUGGGAUUGAGAGCGGAGCUCAGUGCGCAUGCUCAGAAGGGAGAGGUAUGGUUGAAAACUCGCAGUCCAUCGCGUUGAGCAGAAGAGGAGCAGCACAACUAAAUGUGACUUAUCUGAGCAUCAUCAUCACCACAUCUGCGCCUCCGGGAGACAAAGACGAGACGAACUCUAAAGGAGCAAACAACGCGAUCAGCAGAGCCUCCCGGAGUGAUAUGAUAUUAUUAUUAUUAUAUCUCGCGACGUGACGACUGUUUGCCUGCCUCUAAUGUUUCCAACCCACUGAGACCAGAGGGAAUUAUUCCUUCUUUUGUUCUUUGAUUUUUUUUUUAUUGACUAUUAAUAAAAGCAAGCAGCCAAAACGAUUAAAUACGGGUCAUUAUGGUUUUGUUAACACUGAAUAAUAGAAGAGGCUUGAAUUGCUUGUGCGCGCAGUUCUUGCUGUGGAUUUUAUGUGCUGUGGACGGUGAGGAGCAGCAAUUCAGUGUGGAGGCUUGGCUGCAGAGGUAUGGCUACCUCCCUCCCACAGACCCCAGAAUGUCCGUCCUGCGGUCAGAUCAGACCAUGCAGUCUGCUAUCGCUGCCAUGCAGCGUCUCUACGGCCUUAAUGUCACCGGUGAACUGGAUAAGAACACCAUUAAUGAUAUCACUAUAAGCUGGAUGAGGAAGCCAAGGUGUGGGGUGCCAGACCAGUUCGGCGGUGGCUCGAAAUUUAGCGUCCGAAAAAGACGUUACGCCCUCACAGGGCAGAAGUGGCAACAUAAACAUAUCACAUACAGCAUAAAAAACGUCACACCUAAGGUGGGAGCGGAGGAGACCCACAACGCCAUUCGCCGGGCGUUCGACGUGUGGCAGAACGUCACACCGCUGCGUUUCGAGGCAGUUCCCUACAGUGACCUGGAGCGCAACAAGAAAGAUGUGGAUAUUACUAUCAUUUUCGCCUCAGGUUUCCAUGGCGACAGCUCCCCUUUUGAUGGAGAAGGGGGUUUCCUUGCACAUGCCUACUUUCCUGGUCCAGGGAUCGGGGGAGAUACACACUUUGAUUCGGAUGAGCCCUGGACACUAGGGAAUCCUAACCAUGACGGGAACGACCUCUUCCUGGUGGCAGUACAUGAGCUGGGACAUGCGUUAGGCCUGGAGCACUCCAACGACCCCACUGCCAUCAUGGCCCCCUUCUACCAGUACAUGGACACAGAGAACUUCAGACUGCCACACGACGAUCUGCAGGGCAUCCAGAAGAUUUACGGACCUCCAGAUAAACUUCCUCAGCCAACGAGACCUCUACCCACGAUCCCACCCGUCCGCUCGCACCCUCCCGUAGAUCCACGCAAAAACGACAGGCAGACGCGGCCUCCCCGAAUACCGACCGGCGACAAACCAGCGCACCCGAACGCUAAGCCAGACAUCUGUGACGGUGGCUUCAACACGCUUGCCAUCCUCAGGAGGGAGAUGUUCGUGUUUAAGGACCACUGGUUUUGGAGGGUCAGGGAUAAUGCCGUGAUGUCCGGUUACCCCAUGCUCAUCAAUGUCUUCUGGAGGGGUCUGCCACCCAAGAUUGACGCCGUCUAUGAGAACAGCAAGGGCAAAUUUGUGUUUUUCAAAGGGAAGCAGUUCUGGGUGUUCAAGGACACAAUGCUACAGCCUGGCUACCCCCAGGACAUCUCAAUGUUUGGAAACGGCAUGCCAGCUCAGAGUAUAGAGACAGCCGUCUGGUGGGAGGACGUAGCCAAGACCUACUUCUUCAAAGGAGAUAGGUAUUGGAGAUAUAACGAAGACAUGAGAACGAUGGAUCCUGGUUAUCCCAAGUCCAUCACAGUAUGGAAGGGUGUUCCAGAUUCUCCACAGGGAGCAUUUGUGGACAAAGCUAACGGUUUCACGUACUUCUACAAGGGUAAAGAAUACUGGAAGUUCAACAACCACAGGCUGCGGGUGGAGCCGGGCUACCCUCGCUCUAUCCUGAAAGACUUCAUGGGAUGCGACCUCACGCCCAUCGACCCCGACCUGCAGCCGACGGACGACGAGGACGUCGUGAUUAAACUGGACAGUGAAGCCAGCACGGUCAAAGCCAUCGCCAUCGUCAUUCCCUGCGUCCUGGCGCUCUGCCUGGUGGUGUUGAUCUACACCGUCUUUCAGUUCAAGAGGAAGGGGACGCCCCGCCACAUACUGUACUGUAAACGCUCCAUGCAGGAGUGGGUGUGAGUCUGACAGCCACAAGACACAGUGGCGUAACACCCCAAACUUGCAGACUUUGGCUCUCGACCUGUGUCUCGCUCGAGGAGAGCAGCGAGGGCCUUUGCUUUGACUCCCCUCUCCAGGAGAUGAGGGGCGCAUUUCUCCUAAAACCCCCUUCUGUUCUCUCAUUGGCCCCGGUGCACUCGCUGUAGGACUGCAAGGAUCCCACGGUGCAUUGCGACGUCCAGCGUGCCACUGUUCCACAUGGAAAUCGCUGAUUGCUAUACGUUUAGGUUUUACAAGUGCACGUUGAAAACACGGAAGAAAAAAAAAAAGAUGAAAACGCUGUCGCGGGAGCCGAGCCGAUUUAAUUUUCAGAGAUAUUUACGAUUCCCUUUAAAACACUCCCAAACCAAAUAAAUCUCUCCAAAGAGGAUCUUUUUUUUUUCUUUUCUAUACAUCUUUUCACUUCUUUCUCUUUAUUUUGCAGUGACAUGUAGUGGGGGAACUUUUGACUGUUGUGGCAGUCUGUCUCAAAACAGGGGCCAAAAUAUUCUGCAAUAUUUUUAACAGCCUUAAUUAUGGAUUGUGUUGUUUGCUUUUGUUUUAGUUUAUUCGUUUGUUUUUCGAGCACCGCUUUUGUCCGUCUGUCGGAAUUGAAAGGCAGUGCAGUGUUGCUUUGCUCCCUUCGAGAUCAGAGAUGGUGGUUCAUUUUUCUGCAGGGUCGCCCGCAGCCGGGACGGGACUCCUCAACCUCUGCCUAACAUGAAGCAUAUCAGUCAAAACAGAGGGAAGACCAAGCCACUGCAACGACCAAUAUUUUAAUUCAGCUAUUUUUUUUUCUGUCCGACGGUGGAAUUGCAACUGCAAAGGAAGUGCUUGAACCGUUAUCGUGCUUAACGCUCACUCGUUCGGUCGUGUUUUGCACGGACAGAGAUUUGAGAAUUCGUAUCUUCCCAUUUUUUUUGUUCCGAAAGGUUGCUGUUCAAGCAUGUAAUUUCCUUUCGGACUGCCUUGUUUUUAGGUCUGGAUGGGAUCCUAGAACCUUGAAGUAUGAACCAGAACCACCAGAGCAACUCAGGACAGCGCUUGAUUCAAAAGUGUAUGCAAGCAUUCACAUCCAGUCCUGUGUCUUUAUUAUCAACCGAGAAGAAAAUCAAGGAUAUAUUAUAUCAUGUAACGUUUCACCAUCUCUUGUGAUCGGGGCUUGUGAGGGGCUCACGUUUUGCAGUCUGACUCUAGAUCGGUCCUUCGCAUCGAACGGAUGUUUGAACAUACGGUUAUUUGCUUGCGUUAACAUUUUAUACGUUUGUUUGUUUGUUUGGUACAUUUGAACAAACCGAAUGGUCUCAACCUCAACUUUAAAGUGGUACUUAAAGUGCUAAGCUGUCAUCCGGAACGUUUCCUUUAGAUGCGAGAGAAAACGUACGCGAUCUUAAGGAAACUAUGUGCGUGUAUCUGGCAAGCAGUGUUUGAAUGUGUGUCUGUAUCAAUGCUAGAUUUUCUUUUUUUUUUUCCUUUUUCAUUGUUUUAAUAAGAAAAGAACAAAGGAAAAACAUGGGACAUUCUUUAAGUUCAUGUACUUCAUGACUCGGUUUGGGACAAACCGUCCUGACAGACUUAAUAAAUUAAUCAGUAUAUGAUUAAAAUGCCUUUUAGCGAUUUGUUCUCAUUUACUUUACAUAUAUUUUAAGUCUGGGAAUAUAUAAACAUCCACUCUCUACACUUCCAACAAUAUCAUGGGAAAACCAUAGGAUUUUAGUAUGGUAAUAUUUCAAUAUCAAAGCACUAUGGUGUUGCCAUGGUACUGUCACAGUACUUUUCUUCCUUUCUUUCACUUACAAAAAUGUACAAUGGUUUUUUUGAUCAUAAGUACCAUGAAAUGGGAUUAUACCAUGGUAUUUUGCACAUUGUGCCAUGAUGUUUGAUCACAGUGCCAUGACACUACCAUGGUAUUUUGCUAUGGUAUCAUGGUCCCAUCUACUAUUACUAUGGUAUCUACGUACUUUGGACAUAGUACCAUGGUAGUACUAUGGUAUUUUGAACAUUUUACCAUUGUACUACUAUGGAAUUUUAGACAUUGGACAUUAGACAUAAGAUGGUAUUUUGGACAUGGCACUACUAUAUUUUAAAAAUUUGACCAUGGUACUACCUUGUUUUUUUGUGCAUGGUACCAUGCAUGACCUCCUGGACAUUUGACAUGGUACUACCAUGGUAUUUUAGACAUUUUAUCGUGGUAGUAUCAUGAUAUUCUGAACAUGUACCAUGGUAUUUUAGUACUAUGUACCAUGAUAUUCUUGAAAAUACCAUGCAAAUACAAUGAUCCAUAAAAUCCAGUACCAUGGUAUACCACUACAGCACUUUUUUGUAAGGGUUCUAUCUUCUCUCUGUCUUACUGCGUGUGUGUGAUAUGCAUGAUCGCAUCUGAACAUUUCCCAGAAUCCCAGCCGAUCAAACAAAAGUCUGCCUUGAACAACUUAAGAGGAAAAGGCAAUCGUUAAAUAAUACAAAAAUCGAGUAUCGUGGUGGUGGUGUGUAUCCUGUGGUAAUAUUAAGCAAGUAUGAUAAGAAUCGGAGCAUAAAAUAUGAGACGGCGGUGAGCAGAGGCAUUUAGAACUCGCCAAGUGCAAAAGUAAACAGAGACAGACACGGCCCAUGUGCACGGCGGAUGAGUUCAGCUCGGGCAUCAACUGCCAUCUAUGUUCCAAAUCAAAUCUAGCUCAGCAAGAUCACUGUGGACAUGGUUACAGCGAGUAUAAUGGCUAAGAUGAGAGAUUAAAGCAGUCAAUGACCUGAAUUACUGUCUGUGGAAAACUUUGACUGCUUUUAAACGGUUUAAUCACUCUGAACUGACCACCAAUGUUGAUGUGCAAAACUACAUAUUUUCAAAAUCAAGUCAUCUUGUCGACUAGUUAGUUAGGAUUAGGGUUUAUGUCCACUAGACAUCAAUCAGAUGUGUCUUAAUGCGAGGCGUUCACAUUCAAAAAUGGCUAGAUGGAGCGCAACAGGAACAAUGCAGGGAUCUCAAAAUUAAUUUUUCAAAGUUUUGAAGUGACAUGCGACAUUAAAAUCCAAUGACUGAAAAA